Messenger RNA from Suillus subalutaceus, 192 nucleotides. RefSeq lists its product as uncharacterized. The annotation marks the transcript as partial. The transcript has a single exon. The record is from RefSeq and is a predicted model, not a curated record. Lineage: Eukaryota; Fungi; Basidiomycota; Agaricomycetes; Boletales; Suillaceae.
UCUUACAAUACUUUAUACUCAUGCACACAUCAAGGCAACGAAGCACUUGUGGUUGUCGAGGUCUUUGCAAUUCAAGCUGUCAUCGCAAUGGUCCCCCAUAAGCUCCCCAACAACCCAGAACUUCAUUUUUUCCUCGUUGAAAAACCUGGUCUUGAUGUUGCUCAAUUCGCAGGCCAUGUUGAUGAGGACGAG